Molecule: messenger RNA, 1136 nt
Organism: Boleophthalmus pectinirostris (great blue-spotted mudskipper)
Lineage: Eukaryota; Metazoa; Chordata; Actinopteri; Gobiiformes; Gobiidae
Gene: pdap1b
Product: pdgfa associated protein 1b
Exons: 6
Coding region: 142-672 (176 amino acids)
Cellular component (GO): cytosol
Molecular function (GO): RNA binding
Source: RefSeq, a predicted model, not a curated record
AGGAAAAUCACCUGGCUACUGAAAACUGUUUUUCGUGUCGAGUUUAGCCAGCUGUCAUUUGUGCUCUCUGUUUUACUAUUAAUGUUUCAAAUGUAUUCUUGACCUUUCAGUUAAUAAAAAUCGGAGAAAAAAUAUUUUAACAUGCCCAAAGGAGGUAAAAAAGGUGGUCACAAGGGCCGUGCACGAAUGUACACCAGCCCUGAGGAGAUAGAUGCUCAGAUGAAGGCAGAGAAGGAAAGGAAACAGCAAGAGCAGGAGGAAGGUGACGGGGCAGCUCAGAAUGACUUGGCAGAAGACAAGCUUCCAGGAUCGGGAUCAGAAGACAGUGACGAUGAAUCUUCUGAGAGAAAAAGAGCUGGUGUAGAGGGCUUGAUAGAGAUUGAGAACCCCAACAGAGUGUCUCAGAAAUCCAAGAAGGUGACACAGAUUGAACUGGAGGAACCAAAGCAGUUAUCUAGAAGAGAAAGAGAAGAGAUUGAAAAGCAGAAAGCAAAAGAACGCUACAUGAAGAUGCACUUGGCUGGUAAAACAGACCAGGCAAAGGCAGACCUUGCUCGUCUUGCAAUUAUUAGAAAACAAAGAGAGGAGGCAGCAAGAAAAAAAGAACAGGAGAAAAAAGCCAAAGAGGCAGCAGCAGCAGCAAGAGGAAUUGACUCACUUUCACUGAAAUAAGAGGUGCAUUCAAAGUAUAAAGGACUGGUCUAAAAUAACACAUUAGCAUUUAAAACAAAAGUUAACGAUGAAGAGUAUUUCACAAUACAGUAUAUUGUGAUUUGUGAACUGUGUGCAACACAAUUAUACAUAUUGUAAUAUUGGCCACAUCAUGGUUUUCAACAUCAAUACUGAGAACAUGUUGUUUUUCCUGUUCACUUGGAAACACAAUGAAAAUGUACAUGAUUGUAUCAAUAAUGGUAUACUGCUCUUUACCUGUAUAUCUUAACUAAUUUGCUUAUUUUACCAUGUUUUUGAAGUAUCAAUAACUAUUUUAUUAAUGAGAAAAUUCUGAUUUGUCAGAAUUGUCUCAAUAUUUAUUUUUGGUUUUAUUUACCAGUGACCUGGCUUUUGAAUUCACAGCUGUGUAUAAGGUAUGACUGGAGAUACAGAAUGUACAAAUAAAAUUACAUCUAAUUUUGGAA